Trichoderma atroviride IMI 206040 is the source of this 712-nucleotide messenger RNA. NCBI's taxonomy places the organism in Eukaryota, Fungi, Ascomycota, Sordariomycetes, Hypocreales, Hypocreaceae. The record is from RefSeq and is a predicted model, not a curated record.
AGUCGCAACUUCCAACAAACCCGCCAAUUCACCUCCACAUUCUCUCUUCAACCAGCGCUCGCCACACCCAACGAGUCGCCUUCCUUUCCCUCACAAUGCAUUCCAUCAUCCGCCUCGCGCGGCCUCUCCUGGCCCCGCGCAUCUCUCCCCUCUCGCAAAGGACAUUCUCAUGCCUCUCUCCUCUCCGACCAACCCUAACCUCCACCUUCCGACCCAACAACUCCUUCACCCCCUCACCCACAGCUGCUGCUACAGCGUCGUCAGCCGAAACGACAACCGCAGAUGUCGUCCCCAAAACAGCGCUCUCCAUGCAUCCCUCUCUGCAGGGCGCCAUGCAGCUCCGCUUCGGACCCCGAAAUACCAUGAAUGGACACACUAGAUUGGUGCAGAAGCGGAGACAUGGCUGGUUGAAGAGGACGAGGAGUAAGACUGGCCGAAGGAUCUUGCAGAGGAGGAAGCUAAAGGGCCGGAGACACGUUGCGUGGUGAAGAGGCUUGUACUUUCGAGGAGAGAAUUUCCAUGAUGACGGAUGACGAAAAAGAAACGAAGAUGGGAUAUGUGUGAAUAAACACGAGUACUACUACUAUGUAGGAUGGGGAACGGGGGAGUGUAUAAAAGGGAGCAUCUAGAGGUAUAGAUGUGUUAUUGUAUUGUACUACUACUUUCACGCCAAAACUCAAAAAUAACAGUAAAAUCAACGAGAUCAAAAGCC